UGAGCGCGGGGGCCCGGCCACUCGCAGCAGCUCUGCAGCGGGGACUGCACCGCCCGCCCUGCCGGACCCGCCCCAAUUGGGGCUCGCCUCUGCCAGCAGCCGCAGCACCGCAGCCUUGGGCUCCGCGCCGGCUAUGGCUGUACCCUGGGGCUGAGCGCGCAGGCUGUGUGACUGAGAUUCCUGACGAGAGAGACUGAGGGGAAGAGAGGAAGGAGGGGCGGGCUCCUGGCAAGGCAUCCGCUCCAGAACAGAAUCCUGCAAAGAUGGAGAAGGAGGAAGAGACAACCCGGGAGCUGCUACUGCCCAACUGGCAGGGCAGUGGCUCCCAUGGGCUGACCAUCACCCAGAGGGAUGAUGGUGUCUACGUGCAGGAGGUGAUGCAGAACUCGCCUGCGGCCCGCACUGGGGUGGUCAAGGAGGGGGACCAGAUUGUGGGUGCCACUAUCUACUUUGACAACCUGCAGUCAGGCGAGGUAACCCAGCUGUUGAACACCAUGGGGCACCAUACGGUGGGCCUGAAGCUGCACCGCAAGGGGGACCGUUCCCCUGAGCCUGGCCAGACCUGGACACAUGAAGUCUUCAGCUCCCGCAGCUCUGAAGUGGUUCUGAGCGGGGAUGAUGAGGAGUACCAGCGUAUCUACACCACGAAGAUCAAGCCUCGGCUGAGGUCAGAGGAUGGAGUGGAAGGGGACCCUGGGGAGACCCAGAGCCGCACCAUCACAGUGACCAGAAGGGUCACGGCCUACACUGUGGAUGUGACUGGCCGAGAAGGAGCCAAGGACAUUGACAUCAGCAGCCCUGAAUUCAAGAUCAAGAUCCCAAGGCAUGAACUGACUGAAAUCUCCAACAUGGAUGUGGAGACCCGGUCAGGGAAGACAGUGAUCAGACUGCCCUCAGGCUCAGAGGCAGCCUUUCCAGCCACAGGCUCUGCUGUGGAGAUCCAAGCAGGGUCCAUUUCUGCUUCAGGACCAGAGCUCCAAGGUGCUAGCCACUCAAAGCUCCAGGUCACCAUGCCUGGGAUAAAGGUGGGAACCUCCAGUGUCAAUGUUAGCACGAAGGGCAUAGACUUGGGUGGCAGAGGAGGGGUCCAAGUACCAGUAGUGGACAUUUCACCUUCUCUUGGGGGUGAAGCAGUGGAGGUGCGGGGCCCAUUCCUUGAGAGUGAUGAUAAUGGGAAAAUUAAAAUUCCUACCAUGAAGGUACCAAAAUUUGGUGUCUCGACAGGGCCUGAAGGCCAGGUAUCAGAGGCCAGGCUAAGUGUUUCUGCACCUGAAUUCUCUAUGGGGCACCAGGACAGCAGGCCAGGCUUUACUAUCGGUGGGAACAUCCAGGUCCCUCAGCCAGAAGUCAGUGCCUCCUCUGCCAAUUUUGAGUGGCUUAAAGGGAAGCUGAAGGGCCCCCAAAUCAGUGGGCCAUCAUUUGAAGGUGACCUAGGCUUGAAAGGUGCCAAGCCACAGGGGAGCAUUGGGGUACACACCUCUGCUCCCAAAAUUGAGGGCAGCAUCACUGGCCUGAAUGUGGAAGUUUCUGUUCCUGAUGUUGAUGUUCAUGGGCCUGGGGGCAAAAUGAAUGUGCCCAAAAUGGAAGUCCCCAAAUUCUCUGUAUUUGGUUCAAAGGGAGAGGGGGCUGGCAUUGAGGUGACCAUGCCCACAGGUGAAGUGACUCUUCCUGGGGUCUCUGGGGAUGUCAGUUCACCUGAGGUUGCUACUGGUGGGCUGGAAGGGAAGAUGAAAGGUGCUAAAGUCAAGACUCCUGAAAUGAUUAUUCAAAAACCUAAAAUUUCUAUGCAGGACGUAGAUCUGAGCUUCGGAUCCUCUAAAGUGAAAGGAGAUAUUAAAGUUUCUGCUCCUGGGGUGAAAGGUGAUGUUAAAGUGCCUCAAGUGGCAGUUAAAGGCUCCAGAGUGGACAUAGAGACACCAAACCUGGAGGGGACCUUGACAGGCCCCAAGCUUGGCAGUCCUUCUGGGAAAAUAGGAACCUGUAGGAUCUCUAUGGCAGAUGUAGACUUAAGUGCUGCUGUACCUAAAGUGAAAGGGGGUGUAGAUGUCACACUCCCAAAAGUGGAAGGGAAAGUCAAAGUCCCUGAAGUUGAUGUCAAAGGCCCUAAAGUGGAUGUCAGUGCUCCAGAUGUGGAAGUUCAUGGCCCCGAAUGGAACCUGAAAAUGCCCAAGAUGAAAAUGCCCAAGUUCAGCACUGCAGGAGUCAAAGGUGAAAGCCCAGAUGUAGACGUGACUCUACCCACAGGAGAUGUCAUUAUUUUAGGGCCCAAGGUCAAUGUGGAAGCCCCAAAUGUCAACAUGGAAGAUCUGGGUGUCAAACUUGUAGGCCCUGAUAUUAAGCUGCCUGAUGUGAGUGUCAAGACACCAGAAGCCUCUAUGCCUGAUGUAGAUUUGCAUUUUAAAGGCACAAAGGUAAAGGGAGAGAAUGAUGUCACAGUACCAAAGCUUGAAGGAGAACUGAAAGGCCCCAAAGUGAACAUUGAUGCCCCAAAUGUGGAUGUUCAUAGCCCAGACUGGCACUUGAAGAUGCCCAAGAUGAAAACGCCCAAGUUCAGUGUGCCAGGUUUCAAAGCAGAGGACUCAGGAGUGGAUGUGACUCUGCCCAAGGCUGAUGUGGACAUUUCUGGGCCCAAGGUGGAUUUGAGUGCUCCAGAGGUUAGCAUUGAGGGACCAGAAGAGAAAUUGAAAGGACCUAAGUUUAAGAUGCCUGAGAUGAAUAUCAAAGUCCCAAAGAUCUCCAUGCCAGAUGUGGACUUACACUUGAAAGGCCCUAAUGUAAAGGGAGAAUAUGAUGUUACAAUGCCCAAGGCUGAAGGUGAGAUUAAAGUUCCUGACAUUGAACUUAAAAGUGCCAGAGUUGACAUUGAUGCCCCAGAUGUGGAUAUUCAAGGACCAGACUGGCACCUGAAGAUGCCCAAGGUGAAAAUGCCCAAGUUCAGCACACCUGGUUUCAAAGCAGAGGGCCCAGAAGUGGAUGUGAACCUGCCUAAGUCUGACAUUGAUGUCUCAGGACCCAAGGUGGAUGUUGGAGUUCCAGAUGUGAAUAUUGAAGGACCUGAGGGAAAGCUGAAGGGUCCCAAGUUUAAGAUGCCAGAGAUGAACAUCAAGGCCCCCAAGAUCUCCCUGCCUGAUGUGGAUUUACAUAUGAAAGGUCCCAAGGUGAAAGGAGAGUACGAUGUAACAGUACCAAAGCUGGAAGCAGACCUGAAAGACCCAAAAGUAGAUGUCAGUGCCCCAGAUGUUGAAGUGCAUGGUCCUGAUUGGAACCUGAAGAUGCCAAAGAUUAAAAUGCCCAAAUUUAGCAUGCCCAGUCUCAAAGGAGAGACCCCAGAGUUGGAUGUGAAUCUGCCCAAGGCUAAUGUGGACAUUUCUGCACCAAAGGUAGAUAUUACUGCUCCAGAUCUGAGCCUUGAAGGACCAGAAGGAAAGUUGAAAGGUCCUAAGUUUAAGAUGCCCGAGAUGCACUUCAGAGCUCCUAAGAUGUCUCUACCGGAUGUUGACCUGGAUCUUAAAGGACCCAAAAUGAAAGGAAGUCUAGAUAUAUCUGCACCAAAAAUAGAGGGUGAAAUGAGUGUUCCAGAUGUGGACGUCAAGGGUCCCAAGAUAGACAUUAAAGCACCAGAUAUGGAUGUUCAGGGCCAAGACUGGAGCCUGAAAAUGCCAAAGAUGAAAAUGCCCAAGUUCAGCAUGCCCAGCCUCAAAGCAGAGGGCCCAGAAGUGGAUAUGAACCUGCCUAAGGCUGACAUUGAUGUCUCAGGACCCAAGUUUGACAUUGAGGCCCCAGAUGUGAGCCUUGAAGGUCCAGAAGGGAAGCUGAAGGGUCCCAAGUUUAAGAUGCCUGAGAUGCAUGUCAAAGCUCCCAAGAUCACCAUGCCUGAUGUGGACUUACACUUGAAAGGCCCCAAAGUCAAAGGGGAUGUGGAUGUGUCUGUUCCCCAGAUAGAAGGUGAAGUGAAAGUACCAGAUAUUGACAUCAAAGGGCCCAAAGUGGACAUUAAUACCCCAGAUGUGGAUGUUCAUGGCCCAGACUGGAACUUGAAAAUGCCCAAGAUGAAAAUGCCCAAGUUCAGCAUGCCCAGUUUCAAAGCAGAGGGCCCAGAAGUGGAUGUGAACCUGCCCAAGGCUGAUGUUGAUGUUUCAGGACCAAAGGUGGACACUGAAGGCCCUGAUGUGAAUCUUGAGGCUCCUGAAGGGAAGCUGAAGGGUCCCAAGCUUAAGAUGCCAGACAUGCACUUUAAGGCACCUAAGAUCUCCAUGCCUGAUGUGGACUUAAACUUGAAAGGCCCCAAAGUCAAAGGGGAUGUGGAUGUGUCUGUUCCCCAGAUAGAAGGUGAAGUGAAAGUACCAGAUGUUAACAUCAAAGGGCCCAAAGUGGACCUUACUGCCCCAGAAGUGGAUGUUCAUGGUCCUGACUGGAACCUGAAGAUGCCCAAAAUGAAAAUGCCAAAGUUCAGCGUGCCUGGUUUCAAAGCAGAAGGUGCAGAAGUGGAUGUGAACUUGCCCAAAGCCAACAUUGAUGUUUCAGGACCCAAGGUGGACAUUGAAGCCCCUGAUGUGAGCCUUGAGGGUCCAGAAGGGAAGCUGAAGGGUCCCAAGUUUAAGAUGCCAGAGAUGCACUUCAAGGCUCCCAAGAUCUCCAUGCCUGAUGUAGACCUGAAUCUUAAGGGGCCCAAACUAAAGGGAGAUAUGGAUGUGUCUUUGCCUGCGGUAGAAGGUGAAGUGAAAGUGCCAGAUGUUGAUAUUACAGCACCCAAAGUUGACAUUAGUGCUCCAGAUGUUGGCAUCCAUGGUCCAGACUGGCACCUGAAGAUGCCCAAGGUGAAAAUGCCCAAGUUCAGCAUGCCCAGUUUCAAAGGAGAGGGUCCAGAAGUAGAUGUAAACCUGCCCAAGGUGGAUGUUGAAGUUCCAGAUGUGAAUAUUGAAGGUCCAGAUGCAAAACUAAAAGGUCCCAAAUUUAAGAUGCCAGAAAUGAAUAUAAAGCCUCAGAAAAUAUCCAUGCCUGAUGUUGGUUUGCAUUUGAAAGGUCCUAAAAUGAAAGGAGAUUAUGAUGUUACAGUUCCAAAAGUAGAGGGACAGAUUAAAGCUCCUGAUGUUGAUGUCAAAGGCCCCAAAGUUGACAUUAAUGCACCAGAUGUGGAAGUUCAUGGUCCAGAUUGGCACCUGAAGAUGCCCAAGGUGAAAAUGCCCAAGUUCAGCAUGCCUGGCUUCAAAGGAGAGGGCCCAGAAGUGGAUGUGAACAUUCCCAAGGCUAAUAUUAAUGUCUCAGGACCCAAGGUGGACAUUGAUGCUGCAGAUGUGAAUCUUGAAGCUCCAGAGGGAAAACUAAAGGGUCCUAAAUUCAAGAUGCCAAGCAUGAAUAUACAGACACACAAAAUCUCUAUGCCUGAUGUUGGACUUAAUCUGAAAGCCCCCAAACUGAAAACUGAUGUGGAUGUUUCUUUUCCCAAAGUGGAAGGGGACUUGAAAGGUCCUGAAAUUGAUGUCAAAGCCCCUAAGAUGGAUGUUAACGUUGGUGAUAUUGAUGUUGAAUAUCCAGAGGGAAAGUUGAAAGGCCCCAAGUUUAAAAUGCCAGACAUGCACUUUAAGGCACCCAAGAUCUCCAUGCCUGAUGUGGACUUACAUUUGAAAGGCCCCAGAGUCAAAGGGGAUAUGGAUGUAUCUGUGCCCAAGGUAGAAAGUGAAAUGAAAGUGCCAGAUGUUGACAUCAAAGGGCCCAAAGUGGACAUUGAUGUCCCAGAUGUAGAUGUUCAUGGUCCAGACUGGCACCUGAAGAUGCCGAAGAUGAAGGUGCCGAAGUUCAGCAUGCCUGGUUUCAAAGCAGAAGGCCCAGAUGUGGAUGUGAACCUGCCUAAGGCUGACAUUGAUGUCUCAGGACCCAAGGUGGACAUUGAAGCUCCUGAUUUGGACAUUGAGGGACCUGAAGGAAAAUUGAAAGGUUCCAAAUUUAAGAUGCCCAAGUUGAAUAUUAAAGCUCCCAAGAUAUCCAUGCCAGAUAUAGACUUAAAUUUAAAGGGACCCAAAGUGAAAGGAGAGAUUGAUGUUUCUGUGCCAGAACUGGAAGGUGAUCUGAGAAGCCCGCAAGUUGAUAUCAAAGGUCCUCAUGUAGAUGUGGAGGUGCCUGAUGUUGAGUUGGAGUGCCCUGAUGCAAAGUUGAAAGGUCCCAAGUUUAAGAUGCCAGACAUGCACUUCAAGGCUCCUAAGAUUUCCAUGCCUGAUGUAGACUUACACUUGAAAAGCCCCAGAGUCAAAGGGGAAAUGGAUGUGUCUGUGCCUAAAUUGGAAGGAGAUUUGAAAGGCCCCAGUGUGGAUGUGGAGGUGCCUGAUGUUGAGUUGGAAUGUCCUGAUGCAAAAUUGAAAGGCCCCAAGUUUAAGAUGCCAGACAUGCACUUUAAGGCGCCCAAGAUCUCCAUGCCUGAUGUGGACUUACACUUGAAAGGCCCCAAAGUCAAAGGGGAUGUGGAUGUAUCUGUGCCCAAAGUAGAAGGUGAAAUGAAAGUGCCAGAUGUUGACGUCAAAGGGCCCAAAGUGGACAUUGACGUCCCAGAUGUAGAUGUUCAUGGUCCAGACUGGCACCUGAAGAUGCCCAAGAUGAAAAUGCCGAAGUUCAGCAUGCCCGGUUUCAAAGCAGAGGGCCCAGAUGUGGAUGUGAACUUGCCUAAGGCUGACAUUGAUGUCUCAGGACCCAAGGUGGACAUUGAAGCUCCAGAUGUGAGCCUUGAGGGUCCAGAAGGGAAGCUGAAGGGUCCCAAGUUUAAGAUGCCUGAAAUGCAUUUGAAGGGCCCCAAAAUCUCUAUGCCUGAUGUGGACUUAAGUCUAAAAGGCCCCAAAGUCAAAGGGGAAAUGGAUGUGUCUGUGCCUAAAUUGGAAGGAGAUUUGAAAGGCCCCAGUGUGGAUGUGGAGGUGCCUGAUGUUGAGUUGGAAUGUCCUGAUGCAAAAUUGAAAGGCCCCAAGUUUAAGAUGCCAGACAUGCACUUUAAGACGCCUAAGAUCUCCAUGCCUGAUGUGGACUUACACUUGAAAGGCCCCAAAGUCAAAGGGGAUGUGGAUGUAUCUGUGCCCAAAGUAGAAGGUGAAAUGAAAGUGCCAGAUGUUGACGUCAAAGGGCCCAAAGUGGACAUUGAUGUCCCAGAUGUAGAUGUUCACGGUCCAGACUGGCACCUGAAGAUGCCGAAGAUGAAAAUGCCGAAGUUCAGCAUGCCCGGUUUCAAAGCAGAGGGCCCAGAUGUGGAUGUGAACCUGCCUAAGGCUGACAUUGAUGUCUCAGGACCCAAGGUGGACAUUGAAGCUCCAGAUGUGAGCCUUGAGGGUCCAGAAGGGAAGCUGAAGGGUCCCAAGUUUAAGAUGCCUGAAAUGCAUUUGAAGGGCCCCAAAAUCUCUAUGCCUGACGUGGACUUAAGUCUAAAAGGCCCCAAAGUCAAAGGGGAAAUGGAUGUGUCUGUGCCUAAAUUGGAAGGAGAUUUGAAAGGCCCCAGUGUGGAUGUGGAGGUGCCUGAUGUUGAGCUGGAAUGUCCUGAUGCAAAAUUGAAAGGCCCCAAGUUUAAGAUGCCAGACAUGCACUUUAAGGCGCCCAAGAUCUCCAUGCCUGAUGUGGACUUACACUUGAAAGGCCCCAAAGUCAAAGGGGAUGUGGAUGUAUCUGUGCCCAAAGUAGAAGGUGAAAUGAAAGUGCCAGAUGUUGACGUCAAAGGGCCCAAGAUGGACAUUGACGUCCCAGAUGUAGAUGUUCAUGGUCCAGACUGGCACCUGAAGAUGCCCAAGAUGAAAAUGCCAAAGUUCAGCAUGCCUGGUUUCAAAGCAGAGGGCCCUGAAGUAGAUGUGAACCUGCCCAAGGCUGAUAUUGAUGUCUCAGGACCCAAGGUGAACAUUGAAGCUCCAGAUGUAAGCCUUGAGGGUCCAGAAGGGAAGCUGAAGGGUCCCAAGUUUAAGAUGCCAGAGAUGCACUUCAAGGCCCCCAGGAUCUCCAUGCCUGAUGUUGAUUUUAACUUAAAGGGGACUAAAAUCAAAAGCGAUGUUGAUGUUUCUGCCCCCAAACUGGAGGGAGAAUUAAAGGGACCAGAAUUGGAUGUCAAGGGUCCCAAAUUGGAUGUUGACAUGCCAGAAGUAGCUGUGGAAGGCCCAGAUGGCAAAUGGAAAAGUCCCAAGUUCAAGAUGCCAGACAUGCACUUUAAAUCCCCCAAAAUCUCCAUGCCAGACAUUGAUUUACACCUAAAGAGUCCCAAGAUAAAGGGAGAAGUGAAUGUAGAUGUUCCCAAAUUGGAAGGUGAUCUAAAAGGGCCAAAUGUGGACAUUAGUGGGCCGGAUGUUGACCUCGAAGGACCAGAAGGCAAAUUGAAAGGGCCCAAAUUCAAGAUGCCUGAUAUGCAUUUCAAAGCCCCCAAUAUUUCUAUGCCUGCUGUUGACCUAAAUCUGAAAGGACCCAAAGUCAAAGGGGAUGUAGAUGUGUCUGUACCUGAUGUAGAAGGCAAAAUUAAAGUACCAGAUGUGAACAUCAAGAGCCCCAAAGUAGAUGUAGAUGCUCCAGAUGUUCACGGCCCAGAUUGGCACCUGAAAAUGCCUAAAAUGAAAAUGCCUAAGUUCAGCAUGCCUGGCUUCAAAGGAGAGGGUCCAGAAGUGGAUGUAAACCUGCCUAAGGCUGACAUUGAUGUCUCAGGACCCAAGGUGAACAUCGAAGGCCCUGAUGUUAAUAUUGAAGGACCAGAGGGAAAGCUGAAAGGGCCUAAGUUCAAGAUGCCUGAGAUGAACAUCAAAGCCCCCAAGAUUUCCAUGCCUGACUUUGAUUUGCAUCUGAAAGGUCCCAAGGUAAAGGGUGAUGUGGAUGUUUCUCUGCCCAAAGUGGAAGGUGACCUGAAGGGCCCUGAAGUUGACAUCAAAGGCCCCAAAGUGGACAUCGAUGCCCCAGAUGUGGAUGUCCAAGGCCCCGACUGGCACCUGAAGAUGCCCAAGGUGAAAAUGCCUAAGUUCAGCAUGCCUGGCUUCAAAGGAGAGGGUCCAGAAGUGGAUGUGAACCUGCCUAAGGCUGACAUUGAUGUCUCAGGACCCAAGGUGAACAUCGAAGGCCCUGAUGUUAACAUUGAAGGACCAGAGGGAAAGCUGAAAGGGCCUAAGUUCAAGAUGCCUGAGAUGAACAUCAAAGCCCCCAAGAUUUCUAUGCCUGACUUUGAUUUGCAUCUGAAAGGUCCCAAGGUAAAGGGUGAUGUGGAUGUUUCUCUGCCCAAAGUGGAAGGUGACCUGAAGGGCCCUGAAGUUGACAUCAAAGGCCCCAAAGUGGACAUCGAUGCCCCAGAUGUGGAUGUCCAAGGCCCCGACUGGCACCUGAAGAUGCCCAAGGUGAAAAUGCCUAAGUUCAGCAUGCCUGGCUUCAAAGGAGAGGGUCCAGAAGUGGAUGUGAACCUGCCUAAGGCUGACAUUGAUGUCUCAGGACCCAAGGUGAACAUCGAAGGCCCUGAUGUUAACAUUGAAGGACCAGAGGGAAAGCUGAAAGGGCCUAAGUUCAAGAUGCCUGAGAUGAACAUCAAAGCCCCCAAGAUUUCCAUGCCUGACUUUGAUUUGCAUCUGAAAGGUCCCAAGGUAAAGGGUGAUGUGGAUGUUUCUCUGCCCAAAGUGGAAGGUGACCUGAAGGGCCCCGAAGUUGACGUCAAAGGCCCCAAAGUGGACAUUGAUGCCCCAGAUGUGGAUGUUCAUGGCCCCGACUGGCACCUGAAGAUGCCCAAGGUGAAAAUGCCUAAGUUCAGCAUGCCUGGCUUCAAAGGAGAGGGCCCAGAAGUGGAUGUGAACCUGCCUAAGGCUGACAUUGAUGUCUCAGGACCCAAGGUGGACAUCGAAGGCCCUGAUGUUAACAUUGAAGGACCAGAGGGAAAGCUGAAAGGGCCUAAGUUUAAGAUGCCUGAGAUGAACAUCAAAGCCCCCAAGAUUUCUAUGCCUGACUUUGAUUUGCAUCUGAAAGGUCCCAAGGUAAAGGGUGAUGUGGAUGUUUCUCUGCCCAAAGUGGAAGGUGACCUGAAGGGCCCUGAAGUUGACAUCAAAGGCCCCAAAGUGGACAUCGAUGCCCCAGAUGUGGAUGUCCAAGGCCCCGACUGGCACCUGAAGAUGCCCAAGGUGAAAAUGCCUAAGUUCAGCAUGUCUGGCUUCAAAGGAGAGGGCCCAGAAGUGGAUGUGAACCUGCCUAAGGCUGACAUUGAUGUCUCAGGACCCAAGGUGGAUAUUGAUGUUCCAGAUGUGAAUAUUGAUGGCCCAGAUGCAAAACUGAAGGGUCCCAAGUUUAAAAUGCCUGAGAUGAAUAUCAAGGCUCCUAAAAUGUCAAUGCCAGAUUUGGACCUUAAUCUUAAAGGCCCUAAAAUGAAAGGAGAGGUGGAUGUUUCACUUCCUGAUGUAGAAGGUGAUUUGAAAGGUCCAACUGUUGACAUAAAGGGCCCAAAGGUAGAUGUUGAUGUUCCUGAUAUUGACAUUCAUAGCCCAGAUGCCAAAUUAAAAAGUCCAAAACUGAAGAUGCCUGACAUGCAUGUAAACAUGCCCAAGAUCUCCAUGCCAGAAAUUGACUUGAAUUUGAAAGGCUCGAAGCUGAAGGGAGAUGUUGAUAUUUCUGGGCCCAAAUUGGAAGGUGACAUUAAUAUGGAUGUAAAGGGCCCAGAAGUAGACAUUUCCAGUCCUAAGGUCAAUAUUGAAGGCAAGUCAAAGAAAUCUCGUUUUAAGCUUCCCAAAUUUAAUUUUUCAGGCUCCAAAGGUCAGACACCUGAGGUUGAUGUCAAAGUUAAAAAACCAGAUAUUGAUGUAACAGGUCCAAAAGUUGAUAUUAAUGUUCCUGAUGUUGAGGUCCAAGGAAAGGUGAAAGGAUCUAAAUUUAAAAUGCCUUUCUUGAGUAUUUCUUCCCCCAAAGUUUCUAUGCCUGAUGUGGAGCUAAAUUUAAAAGGUUCUAAAGUCAAAGGAGAUUUAGAUCUUGCAGUUCCUAAUUUAGAAGGUGAAUUAAAAGGUCCUACAGUGGAUAUUAAGGCACCAGAAGUUCAUCUCAGUGCACCUGAUGUGGAUGUUCAUGGUCCAGACUGGAAUCUGAAAAUGCCCAAGAUGAAAAUGCCGAAGUUCAGUGUGCCUGGCUUAAAAGCAGAAGGGCCAGAUGUGGCUGUGGAUUUACCAAAAGGAGACAUCAACAUAGAGGGUCCAAGGAUGAACAUUGAGGGCCCAGGAAUCAAUGUGGAAGGUCCAGAGGGAGAAUUAAAAGAUCCCAAAUUCAAGAUGCCUGACAUAAAUAUCAAAGCUCCCAAGAUCUCCAUGCCUGACAUUGACUUAAACCUGAAAGGCCCUAAACUGAAGGGUGAUGUGGAUGUUUCUCUGCCCAAAGUGGAAUGUGACCUCAAGGCCUCUGACAUUGAUAUCAAAGGUCCCAAAGUGGACCUAAGCACCCCAGAUGUAGAUGUUCAUGGUCCAGACUGGCAUCUAAAGAUGCCAAAGGUAAAAAUGCCCAAGUUCAGUAUGCCUGGCUUCAAAGGAGAGGGCCCAGAAGUGAAUGUGAACCUGCCUAAGGCUGACAUUGAUGUCUCAGGACCCAAGGUGGACAUUAAUGUUCCAGAUGUGAAUAUUGAAGGCCCAGAUGCAAAACUAAAAGGUCCCAAGUUCAAGAUGCCUGAGAUGAACAUCAAAGCUCCUAAGAUUUCCAUGCCUGACAUUGAUCUGAACCUGAAGGGCCCCAAAAUGAAGGGUGAUGUGGAUGUGUCUUUGCCAAAAGUGGAAGGUGACCUCAGAGGCCCCAAAGUGGACAUUGACACUCCUGAUACUAACAUUGAAGGCCCUGAGGGUAAGUUGAAAGGGCCCAAAUUUACAAUGCCAGAGAUGCACCUAAAAACUCCCAAAAUAUCGAUGCCAGACAUUGAUUUAAACCUGAAGGGCUCCAAGAUGAAGGGUGAUGUAGACAUUUCCAUUCCCAAGAUUGAAGGGGAUCUAAACGGCCCCGAGGUUGAUAUCAAAGGCCCCAAAGUGGACAUCAAUGCCCCAGAUGUCGAUGUCCAAGGCCCCGACUGGCACCUGAAGAUGCCCAAGGUGAAAAUGCCUAAGUUCAGCAUGCCUGGCUUCAAAGGAGAGGGUCCAGAAGUGGAUGUGAACCUGCCUAAGGCUGACAUUGAUGUCUCAGGACCCAAGGUGAACAUCGAAGGCCCUGAUGUUAACAUUGAAGGACCAGAGGGAAAGCUGAAAGGGCCUAAGUUCAAGAUGCCUGAGAUGAACAUCAAAGCCCCCAAGAUUUCUAUGCCUGACUUUGAUUUGCAUCUGAAAGGUCCCAAGGUAAAGGGUGAUGCGGAUGUUUCUCUGCCCAAAGUGGAAGGUGACCUGAAGGGCCCUGAAGUUGACAUCAAAGGCCCCAAAGUGGACAUCGAUGCCCCAGAUGUGGAUGUCCAAGGCCCCGACUGGCACCUGAAGAUGCCCAAGGUGAAAAUGCCUAAGUUCAGCAUGCCUGGCUUCAAAGGAGAGGGCCCAGAAGUGGAUGUGAACCUGCCUAAGGCUGACAUUGAUGUCUCAGGACCCAAGGUGAACAUCGAAGGCCCUGAUGUUAACAUUGAAGGACCAGAGGGAAAGCUGAAAGGGCCUAAGUUCAAGAUGCCUGAGAUGAACAUCAAAGCCCCCAAGAUUUCCAUGCCUGACUUUGAUUUGCAUCUGAAAGGUCCCAAGGUAAAGGGUGAUGUGGAUGUUUCUCUGCCCAAAGUGGAAGGUGACCUGAAGGGCCCUGAAGUUGACAUCAAAGGCCCCAAAGUGGACAUUGAUGCCCCAGAUGUGGAUGUUCAUGGCCCCGACUGGCACCUGAAGAUGCCCAAGGUGAAAAUGCCUAAGUUCAGCAUGCCUGGCUUCAAAGGAGAGGGUCCAGAAGUGGAUGUGAACCUGCCUAAGGCUGACAUUGAUGUCUCAGGACCCAAGGUGGACAUCGAAGGCCCUGAUGUUAAUAUUGAAGGACCAGAGGGAAAGCUGAAAGGGCCUAAGUUCAAGAUGCCUGAGAUGAACAUCAAAGCCCCCAAGAUUUCUAUGCCUGACUUUGAUUUGCAUCUGAAAGGUCCCAAGGUAAAGGGUGAUGUGGAUGUUUCUCUGCCCAAAGUGGAAGGUGACCUGAAGGGCCCUGAAGUUGACAUCAAAGGCCCCAAAGUGGACAUCGAUGCCCCAGAUGUGGAUGUUCAUGGCCCCGACUGGCACCUGAAGAUGCCCAAGGUGAAAAUGCCCAAGUUCAGCAUGCCUGGCUUUAAAGGAGAGGGCCCAGAAGUGGAUGUGAAUCUGCCCAAGGCAGACAUUGAUGUCUCUGGACCCAAAGUGGACAUCGAUACUCCUGACAUAGAUAUUCAUGGUCCAGAAGGGAAAGUGAAGGGCCCCAAGUUUAAAAUGCCUGACCUGCACCUCAAGGCACCCAAAAUCUCCAUGCCUGAAGUUGACUUGAAUUUAAAGGGUCCAAAGGUGAAGGGUGAUGUGGAUGUUUCUCUGCCCAAAGUGGAAGGUGACCUGAAGGGCCCCGAAGUUGACGUCAAAGGCCCCAAAGUGGACAUUGAUGUCCCAGAUGUGGAUGUUCAUGGCCCUGACUGGCACCUGAAGAUGCCCAAGGUGAAAAUGCCUAAGUUCAGCAUGCCUGGUUUCAAAGGAGAAGGCCCAGAAGUGGAUGUGAACCUUCCCAAGGCUGACAUUGAUGUCUCAGGACCCAAAGUGGACAUUGCUGUUCCAGAUGUCAAUAUUGAAGGCCCAGAUGCAAAACUGAAAGGUCCCAAGUUGAAGAUGCCUGAGAUGCAUAUCAAAGCCCCCAAGAUUUCCAUGCCUGACAUUGACUUAAACCUGAAAGGUCCCAAGGUAAAGGGUGAUGUGGAUGUUUCUCUGCCCAAAGUAGAAGGUGACCUGAAGGGCCCUGAAGUUGACAUCAAAGGCCCCAAGCUGGACAUCAAUGCCCCAGAUGUUGAUGUUCAUGGCCCCGACUGGCACCUGAAGAUGCCCAAGGUGAAAAUGCCCAAGUUCAGCAUGCCUGGCUUCAAAGGAGAGGGCCCAGAUGUUGAUGUUGCCCUUCCUAAAGCUGACAUUGACAUUUCUGGCCCCAAAGUGGACAUUGAUACCCCAGAUGUCAAUAUUGAAGGUCCAGAUGCAAAACUAAAGGGCCCAAAGUUCAAGAUGCCAGAGAUGAACAUCAAAGCCCCCAAAAUCUCCAUGCCUGAUAUUGAUUUUAACUUGAAGGGCUCCAAACUGAAGGGUGAUAUAGAUGUCUCUCUGCCCAAAGUAGAAGGUGACUUUAAGGGCCCUAAAGUUGAUAUGAAGGUUCCCAGUGUGGACAUUGAUACUCCUGAUGUCAAUAUUGAAGGUCCGGAAGGAAAACUAAAGGGACCCAAAUUUAAGAUGCCUGAGAUGAACAUCAAAGCCCCCAAGAUCUCUAUGCCUGACUUUGAUUUGCAUCUGAAAGGCCCCAAAGUAAAAGGUGAUAUGGACAUUUCACUACCUAAGGUGGAAGGUGAUCUGAAAGGGCCAGAGGUGGACAUAGAAGGUCCUGAAGGGAAACUCAAAGGUCCCAAGUUUAAGAUGUCUGAUGUUCAUUUCAAAACUCCACAAAUCUCCAUGAGUGACAUUGAUUUGAACUUGAAAGGACCUAAGAUAAAAGGAGAUGUGGAUGUUUCCAUUCCUAAACUGGAAGGAGAUCUGAGAGGCCCUAAAGUCGAUGUUAAAGGCCCUAAGCUAGAUAUAGACACUCCUGACAUUGGCAUUCAUGGUCCAGAAGGGAAACUGAAGGGUCCCAAGUUUAAAAUGCCUGACCUGCACUUCAAGGCACCCAAAAUCUCCAUGCCUGAAGUUGACUUGAAUUUAAAGGGUCCAAAUUUGAAGGGUGAUGUGGAUGUUUCUCUGCCCAAAGUGGAAGGUGACCUCAAAGGCCCUGAAGUUGACAUGAAGGGCCCCAAAGUGGACAUUGAUGUCCCAGAUGUGGAUGUUCAUGGCCCUGACUGGCACCUGAAGAUGCCCAAGGUGAAAAUGCCCAAGUUCAGCAUGCCUGGUUUCAAAGGAGAGGGCCCAGAAGUGGAUGUGAGCCUUCCGAAGGCUGAUAUUGAUGUCUCAGGACCUAAGGUAGACAUUGAUGUUCCAGAUGUCAAUAUUGAAGGCCCAGAUGCAAAACUGAAAGGUCUCAAGUUGAAGAUGCCUGAGAUGAAUAUCAAAGCCCCCAAGAUUUCCAUGCCUGACAUUGACUUAAACCUGAAAGGUCCCAAAGUAAAGGGAGAUGCAGAUGUUUCCUUGCCCAAGGUGGAAGGUGACCUCAAAGGCCCCGAAGUGGACAUCAGUGCCCCAGAUGUUGAUGUUCAUGGCCCUGACUGGCACCUGAAGAUGCCCAAGGUGAAAAUGCCCAAAUUCAGCAUGCCUGGCUUCAAAGGAGAGGGUCCAGAAGUGGAUGUGAACCUGCCUAAGGCUGAUAUUGAUGUCUCAGGACCCAAGGUGGACAUUGAUGUUCCAGAUGUGAAUAUUGAAGGUCCAGAAGCAAAACUAAAGGGCCCUAAGUUCAAGAUGCCUGAGAUAAAUAUCAAAGCUCCCAAGAUCUCCAUGCCCGAUGUCGACCUGGAUUUGAAAGGGCCUAAAGUGAAAGGAGAUUUUGAUGUAUCUGUUCCUAAGGUGGAAGGUACUUUGAAAGGCCCAGAAGUUGGUCUUAAAGGUCCAAGUCUAGAUUUUGAAGUCCCUGAUGCCAAACUCAGUGGCCCAACUUUGAAGAUGCCAUCACUGGAUAUAUCUGCUCCUAAAGUGACUAUUCCUGAUAUUGAUUUACAUCUCAAGACACCAAAAAUUGGAGUUUCUGGUCCAAAAAUAGAAGGUGGUGAAAUGGACCUUAAAGGACCUAAAGUUGAUUUAGAAGCUCCAGGCUUAGACGUACACGUUGAAAGCCCAGAUAUUAAUGUUGAGGGACCAGAUGUUAAAAUUCCCAAAUUUAAGAAACCCAAAUUUGGAUUUGGGGCAAAAAGCCCUAAAGCUGACAUCAAGACACCUUCAGUAGAUGUGACUGUUCCUGAGGCAGACCUGAACUUUGAGACUCCUGAAAUUAGUGUUGGUGCCAAGGGCAAGAAAAGUAAGUUUAAAAUGCCUAAAAUUCAUAUGAGUGGUCCUAAAAUUAAGGCCAAAAAACAGGGAUUUGAUUUAAAUGCUCCUGGGGGUGAAAUUGAUGCCAGUCUCAAGGCUCCUGAUGUGGAUGUCAAUGUUGUAGGGCCGGAAGCCGCACUCAAAGUUGAUGUGAAAUCUCCCAAAACCAAGAAACCUAUGUUUGGAAAAAUGUACUUCCCAGAUGUAGAGUUUGACAUUAAAUCACCCAAAUUUAAGGCUGAGGCUGCCCUCCCUAGCCCCAAAAUGGAGGGUGAAAUCCACGCACCUGAUCUGGAUAUUUCUUCACCAGGGAUUAAUGUUGAAGGUCCUGACAUGAAGGUAAAGGCUCCCAAGUUCAAGAUGCCAGGUGUGGAUGUCUCAGGGCCAAAAAUAGAGGGUGAUUUGAAAGGCCCCAGGGUGCAGGCCAACUUGGAUGCACCUGACAUCAACAUCGAAGGCCCAGAUGCUAAAAUCAAAGCACCAUCUUUUGGUAUUUCUGCCCCUCAAGUCUCUAUCCCUGAUGUGAAUGUGAACUUGAAAGGACCAAAGAUAAAGAGCGAUGUUCCAAGUGUGGGACUGGAAGGACCAGACAUAGAUCUGCAAGGUCCAGAAGCAAAAAUCAAGUUCCCCAAAUUUUCAAUGCCCAAGAUUGGUGUCCCUGGUGUGAACAUGGAAGGUGGGGGUGCUGAGGUCCAUGCCCAGCUUCCCUCUCUUGAAGGAGGCUUGAGUGUACCAGAUGUUAAGCUUGAAGGGCCUGAUGUCUCUGUAAAGGGGCCAAGAGCCGACUUACCUUCAGUGAACCUCUCUAUGCCAAAAGUCUCUGGCCCUGACCUUGACCUGAACUUGAAAGGACCAAGUGUAAAGGGAGAUGUGGAUGCAUCUGUUCCCAGUGUGAAGGUGCAUGCUCCAGGUCUCAACCUCAGAGGUGUCGGUGGAAAGGUGCAGGUAGGAGGAGAUGGCGUGAAAGUUCCAGGGAUUGAUGCCACAGCAACACUUAAAGUUGGGGCACCAGAUGUGAUGCUAAGGGGACCAAGCCUGCAGGGAGACCUGGGUGUCUCUGGUGACAUCAAAUGCCCUAAAGUAUCCGUAGGUCCUCCUGACCUAAGCUUGGAGGCAUCUGAAGGUGGCAUAAAACUUCCUAAAAUGAAGCUGCCCCAAUUUGGCAUCUCCACCCCAGGGUCUGACUUGGACAUUAAUAUCAAGGGGCCACAAGUUGCUGGGGAGCUAAAAGGGCCAGGCAUGAAUGUGAACCUGGAAGGGCCUCAGAUUUCAGCACCGGAUGUGGACUUUAAUUUGGAAGGACCAAAAGUGAAAGGGAGCAUUGGGGCCACUGGUGAGGUGAAAGGUCCCACUGUUGGAGGAGGUCUUCCAGGUGUCAGCAUUCAAGGCCUAGGAGGAAACUUCCAAAUGCCUGGAAUUAAGUCCUCUGGAUGUGAUGUGGCCCUACCAGAUGUGAAUGUGAAACUCCCGACUGGGCAGAUUUCUGGUCCUGAAGUCAAAGGCGACCUAAAAGGUUCAGGUGUAGGUUUCCACGGGGCUGCUCCUGAUAUCAGUGUGAAAGGGCCUUCUUUCAAUGUGUCAUCUCCUGAGUCAGAUCUUGGCAUCAGCUUGAAGGGCCCCAAAAUCAAAGGAGGUGUGGAUAUUUCAGGGGGUGUCAGUGCCCCAGAUAUCAGCUUGGGCGAAGGACAUGUGAGUGUCAAAGGUUCUGGGGGUGAGUGGAAGGGACCCCAGGUCUCCUCUGCUCUCAACUUGGAUGCAUCUAAGUUUGCUGGGGGCCUUCAUUUCUCAGGACCAAAGAUAGAAGGAGAUGUGAAAGGAGGUCAGAUUGGACUUCAGGCUCCUGGGCUAAGUGUGUCUGGGCCUCAAGGUCAUCUGGAAAGCGGAUCUGGAAAAGUAACAUUCCCCAAGAUGAAGAUCCCCAAAUUUACAUUCUCUGGCCGUGAGCUAGUUGGCAGAGAAGUGGGGGUGGAUAUUAACUUCCCUAAAGCAGAGGCAACUGUCCAGGCUGGUGCUGGAGAAGGCGAGUGGGAAGAGUCUGAAGCAAAACUUAAAAAAUCCAAAAUCAAAAUGCCCAAGUUUAGUUUUUCCAAACCUAAAGGGAAAGGUGGUAUCACUGGCUUACCAGAAGCAUCCAUUUCUGGGUCCAAAGGUGACCUGAAAAGUUCAAAGGCCAGCCUAGGCUCUCUGGAAGGAGAGGCAGAGGCCGAAACUUCUUCACCCAAAGGCAAAUUCUCCUUAUUUAAAAGUAAGAAGCCACGGCACCGCUCAAAUUCAUUCAGUGAUGAAAGGGAGUUCUCUGCACCUUCCACCCCCACGGGGACUUUGGAGUUUGAAGGUGGGGAAGUGUCCCUGGAAGGUGGGAAAGUGAAAGGGAAACAUGGAAAGCUAAAAUUCGGUACCUUUGGUGGAUUGGGGUCGAAGAGCAAAGGUCAUUAUGAGGUGACUGGGAGCGAUGAUGAGGCAAGCAAGUUACAAGGGAGUGGAGUGUCCUUGGCCUCUAAGAAGUCCCGACUGUCCUCUUCUUCUAGCAAUGACAGUGGGACUAAGGUUGGCAUCCAGCUUCCUGAGGUGGAGCUGACGGUUUCUACAAAGAAAGAGUAGAGGGCUCUGUAUGUGUGUACAUAUAUAUAUAUAACAAAACAGCAGCCUCGGGUGUGUUUGUAUAUAAACUCCAAAGAGAAACACACCGACAGCCUCAGCAAUAAUGCAGAGAGCUUGCCUCUCCUGGUGGCAAGCACUGAAAAACCAACUGCCUUUCGGCUUCUGGAACUAUAUAGAUAGGCAGAGAAUUCCAAGUUCAUCCAGCCCAUGUGCAAAGUCAGCAGUAUUUGCCUUAAGAUUUCAGGUAUUUUUUUUGCAUUGAAUGCUGAGAGCUCCUGUUUAUUAAGCAAGCUUUUGUGUUUAUUAUCAUUUUUACUGAACAUUGUUAGUCAAGGGUAUCGGAAACCCACUUUUUCAUUGUAAUGACUUUUGGGGCUUUUGUUAGUAUGGGAGGGUGGGGUAAUAGGCAGCAAAGAGGGCCAUGUCUCUAUUUCUCCUAAGAUUGGAUCUAUUCAAACAACAAACACCCAAAGAUGGCCCAGAGGAGGCGGCAGCUGGGGUGUGUGGGUGUUUCUAGAGCUCUUUAGCAUUGCUUUUUUUCCCCCCCGGGGAUGGUGUUCCCAGAUGGUUUGGUGCUGGUGGUGAGAGGGAAUUAAAAUUUGUUUGCAAAUUGUCCAACCCACCAGCUCAAACUGAAGGGCUUCCAGUCUGUGUUUUGUGAGAAAAAUGUUGUAUUCACAACUGCCAUGCUCCUGAUAUUCUGAUUUCUUUUAAAAUAUUAUUGUAAUUCAGAAAAUUUCCAGCACUUUAAUGGCAAAUUAAUUGAGAAUGUAAGAAAAUCAAUGCUGUACAAAGCAAAUAAAGCUGUUUAUUAACCCUGA
Molecule: messenger RNA, 19471 nt
Organism: Nycticebus coucang (slow loris)
Lineage: Eukaryota; Metazoa; Chordata; Mammalia; Primates; Lorisidae
Gene: AHNAK
Product: AHNAK nucleoprotein
Exons: 5
Coding region: 264-18650 (6128 amino acids)
Biological process (GO): regulation of RNA splicing
Cellular component (GO): costamere; nucleus; cytoplasm
Molecular function (GO): protein binding
Source: RefSeq, a predicted model, not a curated record